AUGAUACAAAAUGCCUUAGAGCGGAGUGCACCUCAAAGGAUUGAAUCAGGAAUAAAUUUAUUAGCGAGCUCCCGAAUUCUAUCCCAAGCAAAAAUCCUUAUUUCAACCCUCUGCUAGCGAACAAAAUCAUUGGAAAAUCCCCAAUUUUUGGAUAAAAAUCACCCUCCAUGACUGAACAAAAAUGUUUUAUUAAUAAAUAUUUUUAUAUAUAAGUCAUAAUUAUUAUAAUUAAAUCUCUAGCUAAUUCUAUUUAAUUUUAAACAGCUUGCAUUUUAAAAAAUAAAAUUCGCAAAUUAAAUUAAUUUUAUUUCUCAAUUUUAAUAAAUUGGAAUUUUUAAAAUUUCGGAAAAAAAUUUUUACUAUAAAAUUUAAAUAUAAUUAACUCCAGGUUUGCUCACUGAGGGGGAGUUAACAGCUAUUUGAAACCCCGUUUAUCAUGUGCAUUAGCAGAAACAAGUCUAAAUAUAGCUAAUGUAGGAAUUCAGCUUUAUGACCCAUUUUCUAUCGUAGACACUAUGAUAAGGCCAUCAACCAGGCUAAAAACUGCUCGAGCUAUUUCUUUGAGAUCUAAAAGCAAUAAAUCUCUUUUGAAAAGAGAUCAAUCCAUGAAAGGAGCAAAUACAAAAUCUUAUAGAUUUAUACCUACAGAAAUCGAAGCUGACGAAAACGACACAAGAUAUUACGUCUUCUAUGAUGAAUUGAGCAAAUCCAGAAGUCGUAGGAAAUUAAGUCCGUUAAAUGCAAGAAGAAACAGAUCUCCAUAUUCAACAAAUUGAAAUGCUAGAGUCUUACAUGAUUCUUACAAUAUUAAACCAAGGAAAAAAUCUUCUUCUAGAUCGACUCCAAAAUUAGCAGGAAAUCCUGUUAAGCCUAUAAAGAUUUAG
Blepharisma stoltei is the source of this 884-nucleotide messenger RNA. The record is from the annotation of a GenBank genome assembly. NCBI's taxonomy places the organism in Eukaryota, Ciliophora, Heterotrichea, Heterotrichida, Blepharismidae.